GGGGGACAUUUUAUACAUUUAAUUUACGGGAAUCCCUAAGACGGUUUCAUGUAUAAAUACAGUAAUAGUAGUACUAGAUAGAAUGGUCAUCAUUAGAGUAAUUAAUCACUUCACUCUCCAAUACACUGAAUACCUCCCACAAGUCGUCUUCACGUAGCCUUUUCAACUGAAAAAUAACCAAUCAAAGUAAGAUCUAGCUGAAGAUUCUGCAACACAAUGGUGAGAAGCCCAUCUGUUGACAAGAACGGAAUGAAGAAAGGUGCGUGGAGCCAAGAAGAAGACAACAGGCUGAAAUCCUAUGUUCAAAGAUAUGGCCAUUGGAACUGGCGACAACUCCCUAGAUUCGCGGGUCUGAAUCGGUGUGGCAAAAGUUGCAGAUUGAGAUGGGAGAAUUACCUGAAACCUGGGGUGAAAAGGGGAAAUUACACCCCGGAAGAGGAUGAACUCAUUCUUAAACUGUAUCAACAAUAUGGAACCAAAUGGUCAGUGAUAGCAUCAAAAUUGCCGGGAAGAACUGACAAUGACAUCAAGAAUCACUGGCACACUCAUUUGAGAAGGAAAUCAACAUUAUUGAUGCAAGAAGAUUCCAAGUCGCCAACUGAUGAUCAUCAUCAUGAAGAUUCCGAAGGAUCUUCUUCUUCUUCUUCUUCAAUGUCGACUGAAUUUACAACAGAUUCUAUGCAACGGAUAGAGCAUAUGGAUCAGACUAAUAACAACAAUUCCAACAACAUUGCUGUCGCUGCUGAUCAUGUUGGUCAUACUAAUUACACUGAAGAAGUAUCAUCAUCGUUGAGCUUCGACGAGCCUCUAAUGCAAUUUGACUGGAGUAAUGGUGAAGAAUGUAUGAUGAGCGCUUCAAUGGAAUCCAUCAUGAAAUACCUUGAUGACAAUUCCUUCUUGACUAGUCUGCCGUUAGAUUUGCCAAAUUUGUCCCGCAACAAUAAUGAUAUUAUUGAUCAUGAUGAUCAUCAGCAGUUAUUCUCCGCUGGGGCUACUACUAAUUUAGAGGAAGAAAUAAUGCGCCCUUAUAGCACUCCUACUUUUUUUGAUGAGGUUAACAUUGAUUGCUGGCUGCAGGAGUUGUUGGAAUAA
Molecule: messenger RNA, 1092 nt
Organism: Oldenlandia corymbosa var. corymbosa
Lineage: Eukaryota; Viridiplantae; Streptophyta; Magnoliopsida; Gentianales; Rubiaceae
Source: the annotation of a GenBank genome assembly